AUGCAUCUCAACCACGUUUUCAGCCUUGCUACCAUGCCUCCUAGAGUAAAAUACGACGUACAAGUCUGUUCAGCACAUGGCUUUCAGGGUUAUCGUAUUCCUAGCUCUCGGAUUUCAGAUUCAGCAGCCAAUGAAAAGGUUGACAUCUGUAAGGUACGAUCAGGAAGGCAGUCAUCCACGUGCAAACCGAGAUCUCAGCCCCUGUUAAGCUGCUAUCAGAGUGGCUUUGCUAUCAGCAAGAACCUAAAGUGGGAUACUGAACCAAGGAUUUGGAAUUGUAGGAUCUAUUUUGAUGCACUCCAGACUUACAUGGCUGUCAUCCACGUCGGGCACAGUUCUGGAAAAUCUAAUUGUAGGAUUCUCUGCCGUUUGAGUCUUGAGCUUGAGACAAGACUUUUCGGAGCCGCCAGUGAAUGCUAUGAAGUUGCGAGGUUUGGGAAGACUGAUACAGUUCGUGGCUAUGGGAUUCUGGUGUUCAAAAGUGUAUAA
This is a messenger RNA of Botrytis porri, 489 nucleotides long. RefSeq lists its product as uncharacterized. NCBI's taxonomy places the organism in Eukaryota, Fungi, Ascomycota, Leotiomycetes, Helotiales, Sclerotiniaceae. The transcript has a single exon. Bases 1 to 489 code for a protein of 162 amino acids. The record is from RefSeq and is a predicted model, not a curated record.